This is a messenger RNA of Argentina anserina (silverweed cinquefoil), 3554 nucleotides long. RefSeq names its product protein SMAX1-LIKE 6-like. Gene Ontology annotation, molecular function: ATP hydrolysis activity; ATP binding. Lineage: Eukaryota; Viridiplantae; Streptophyta; Magnoliopsida; Rosales; Rosaceae. Bases 93 to 3308 code for a protein of 1071 amino acids. The record is from RefSeq and is a predicted model, not a curated record. The transcript has 3 exons.
UGCUUGGUUUACUUCCACCACUUGAGUUCAGUCUGGAAGUUUUAUAAAGAACCAAACUUUGUUUAUAGUUUCCUGUUUCAGUUUUCCCGGCGAUGCCUACGCCGGUUUCUUCGGCCAGGCAAUGCCUAACCCCAGACGCGGCCCACGCGCUCGACGAGGCCGUGUCCGUCGCGCGCCGCAGAGGCCACGCGCAGACCACCUCCCUCCACGCAGUCUCCGCCCUUCUCUCUCUCCCCAACUCCACCCUACGCGAGGCAUGCGCGCGUGCACGCAACGCGGCUUACUCGCCGCGGCUCCAGUUCAAGGCCCUCGACCUCUGCCUCAGCGUCUCCCUGGACCGGGUCGUUUCCUCGGCCCAGCUCAGGGACGACCCGCCUGUUUCGAACUCGCUCAUGGCAGCCGUGAAAAGGUCUCAGGCCAACCAGAGAUGGCAGCCGGAGAAUUACCACCUCUACCAUCAGCUCCAGCAGCACCAGUCCACCUCCAUGUCCUGCGUCAAAGUCGAGCUCCGCCACCUCAUUCUCUCCAUUCUCGACGACCCGGUUGUCAGUCGGGUCUUCGCCGAAGCGGGUUUCCGGAGCUCCGAAAUCAAGCUCGCUAUUCUCCGCCCUCUUCCUCAGCUCCUCAGAGGACACCCUCCUCCUCUCUUCCUCUGCAACCCGGAGCCGGGUCCGGUUCCGGGUCGUCGCCUGCCAGAUUUCCCGUUCUCGGGUUUCCACAACGUAGACGAGAAUUGUCGGAGAAUAGGAGAAGUUUUAGGAAGGAACAGGAAUCCUCUGCUUGUGGGUGUAUGUGCUUACGAUGCUCUUCAGGUCUUUAUGGACUCGCUAACUAAAGAUGGUGUCUUGCCGGUGGAGCUGUUCGGGUUGAGUUCAGUUUCGAUCGAAAAAGAGUUGUCUGAGUUUAAAACUGACAAAGGGGGAUUGAGUUCGAGGCUGGACGAGGUGGGUGAGUUAGUAGAGAAGUGUGUUGGACCUGGGGUUGUGGUGAACAUUGGAGACUUGAAGACGUUUGUCGGGGAAGAGUGUUUGGGUGAGGCAGUGAGUUACGUGGUGGCGCAGUUGACGAGGCUGGUGGAGGUUCGCCGUGGUAGAGUGUGGUUCAUUGGAGCUACGGCGAGUUAUGGGAGCUACUUGAAGUUUGUGAGUAUGUUUCCGUCGGUGGAGAAAGACUGGGACUUGCAGCUUCUGCGGAUGACUUCGGUUGGAGCUGAAUCAUAUCCAAGGUCCAGCUUGAUGGAUUCAUUUGUUCCAUUUGGAGGGUUCUUCUCUGCACCUUCUGACCUAAAGCUCCCAUUAGGCAGUUCAAAUUGGUGCCUUCCUCGCAAUCGUCAGUGCAAUGAAAAGAAUGAGCAAGAAGUAUCUGAUGUUCCCAAGGGAGGCUUUAGUACUUCAGUGGCAGGUCAGCAUCAAGCUAGCUUGCCUUCGUGGAUGCAGCUUGCUCCUGUUGGCCCAAACAAGGGGUUGGAUCUGAAGACCCAAGACGAUGGAGUGCUAUUGAGUUCCAAAGUUACAAGUCUGCAAAAAGAAUGGGACAAUACAGAUGAAUCUCAUCCUUUGCCUUUAGCUAACUUGUUUCCAACUAUAGUGGGCUUUGAGUUUGUUAAAGAUGAGAAGCACAAUCACAGCAACAAGACCUAUAUUUCUUCGAAUGAUUCACUCAUCCCCAUAGAUGUGCAAGAGAUUUCGUCUUCUCGAUCCAGCGUUCCUCCGAAGGCUAAGAGUGAAAGUUUCUCUUCUGAGGUAUGGGAAAAACCUGUAAAAGAUGAAGAUACUGAAUCGGGUACUGUCAAGUUUUCAUGCACUUUGUCCAAUUCAAGCAUAGUUGAGGGUAGCCGAACAUCUCCAACAUCUUCAACUUCUGUGACAACAGAUUUAGGACUAGGAAUUUGCUCUUCUCCUGCUAGUAAGUUGGACUUAAAUCUGAAUCAAGGAUGUCAAAAUGACGUGUCCAGUUUCUCUUCCUCUGAUGUGGAUGUAAUCAAUGGCAAUUCUGCUAUUUAUUCUGCUCAGUCAUCAUUCUGCUCAAGUGCUGACAAACAUGGGCAGUUUGUUCCAAGUAAUGGCAAGAUGCUGAUUAAAGCUCUCUUGGAGAGGGUUGACUGGCAAACUGAAGCUAUAAGUGCUAUUAGCCAACGAAUAGCUCAUUGCCGAUCAAGAAGUGAACAUCGCACUGCAGCUAGGCACCGAAGGGAUAUAUGGUUCAAUUUUAUUGGACCAGAUAGGUAUGGUAAAAAGAAAAUUGCUAGUGUGCUUGCUGAGGUAUUAUAUGGGAACCGGGAACAAUUGAUCUGUGUGGAUCUUAAUUCUCAGGAUGGAAUGCUUCAUUCAGACACAUUGUUUGGUGGUCAAGUAUUGAAUGGUUAUGAUGCAAAGUAUAGAGGUAAGACAGUUGUUGAUUACGUUGCUGGAGAAAUCUGCAAGAAACCAUUGUGCAUUGUGUUCCUAGAAAAUGUAGACAAGGCUGAUGUUGUGGCUCAGAAUAGUUUAUCCCAGGCUAUUUUGACCGGUAAAUUUUCAGAUUCCCAUGGAAGACUAGUCAGCACAAGUAACGCAAUGUUCAUUACAACUACAGAAAAGGGCUGCAGCAUUCUCACAUCCGAAAUGGCACCUUCCAACUAUUCAGAGAAAAGAAUCUCACGAGCAAAAGGGUGGCCUAUCCAGAUUACAGUUGAAUGUGCAGUUGAAGGCAGUACAGUAAGUCAAAAUUGGAGGACAUCCCCGACCACAACUAAAGAUAACAUCCCUCAUUUUUUGAACAAAAGGAAGUUGUCUGGUGGAGGCGAACCUCUAGAGCAGCAUGUAGUCUCAGAGAUGAGUAAACGGCCUCACAAACCGUCGAGUAGGUUUCUGGAUCUCAACCUUCCAGCUGAAGAGAAUGCAGUGCAGCAUCUAGAUGAUGAGACAUCCGAAAAUGACUGCCUAUCUGGAAACUCCAAUCCCUGGUUGCAAGAAUUCACUGAUCAGGUAGAUGAAACAGUGGCAUUCAAGCCGGUUGAUUUCGAUGCACUUGCUGAGAAUAUAUCAAAGCUGAUCAAAAACAGCUUCCGUCAGUUCAUUGGUUCAGAGUGCUUGCUAGACAUCUCGACAGAAGUCAUGGAACGACUACUUGCAUCUGCGUACUUGUCGGACAAACACAAGGUGGUGGAAAACUGGGUGGAGCAAGUUUUGAGCAGAGGAUUCGCAGAGGUCCAGAAGCGUCACAACCUCGACGCUCACUGCACUGUAAAACUUAAAGCUUGCGACCACAUAUGCUUGGAGGAUUCAUCACCAGAAGACUACUUCCCACCCAAAAUCAUACUAAAGUGAGUAGGCAUUUGCUUAAGAAAAAGUCUCCUUGUAAAUUACAUGUAUAAUGUAGCUUGUAGCUUGUAACUUUUGUAGCAAGGUAGUAAAUCCUUGUCUACUGUGCUUAGCGUCAUAGUCCCCAUGGUUGUAAACUUGUAUUUAGUGUUCUGCUUGCUGCUAAUGAUGCUUAAAUCUGCAGCAAGUGUGCUUGUUUUGAAUGUGAAUCAAUGUAAAACUCUAGUGUGCUUCUGUGAAAGUAAAGCAAAA